Peronospora belbahrii is the source of this 1314-nucleotide messenger RNA. NCBI's taxonomy places the organism in Eukaryota, Oomycota, Peronosporomycetes, Peronosporales, Peronosporaceae. The record is from the annotation of a GenBank genome assembly.
AUGAGCACUGAGGAGAUUGGAAAGAAGGCGGAUUUAGGACCUGAAUAUCAGCGUCUAUUACCUCAGGCAGAGACUGUAGCUGCCAGUGGUGAUGUAGAACGUGCAUGUGAAAUGAUGUUAUCGAUAGAGAAACAGGCACGACUGGCAAAUGACGUGGCUACAUUAAAAGAAGCGGUGGGCGCGAUCCUCACUCUAUGCGCACAGCAUAAACGCUGGGAUUUACUAAAGGAUCAUGCUGCACUAUUAGCAAAGCGUCGUGCACAGAAAUCAGGAGCUAUUACUGUUGUAGUACAACGGGCGAUGGAAUACUUGGCUGAGACGCCGUCGGAUACGGUCAAGAUGGAGCUUAUUAACGUAUUACGUAAUGUAGUAGAAGGCAAGAUCUUUUUAGAGAAAGAGAGAGCUACAUUGACUCAAAUGUUGUCGAGAAUGAAGGAAGCUCGUGGAGAAAUUGGUGAAGCAGCAACUAUCUUACAGGAGGUUCAUGUCGAGACAUAUGGUGCUAUGACGAAGCUCGAAAAGACAGAGUAUAUCUUGGAACAAGUGAGACUCACACUGGCCAAAAAGGACUAUGUGAGAGCUAAUAUUCUAGCCAAGAAGAUUCUGCGUCGUACGCUAGAAGAAAAGGACUUUGAGGAGUGCAAACUCAAGUUUUAUCAUUUGAUGAUUGAGUAUGAUACGCAUGAGAACAAUACGCUGGAAUUGUGUCGCCAUUGGAUGGCGAUCUUUAACACAAAGAUGGUCAAGGAAAAGGAUGAGAUGUGGAAGAAAGCCCUCGAACACGCCACGGUCUUCAUCGUGCUGUCGGCUUACUCAAACUUGCAGAACGAUUUGCUACACAAGUUGGCGAGUGAGAAACUGGCUGAGAAGACUCCGAACUUUGCAGCGGUGCUCAAACAGUUUACGACCAAGGAGAUUAUUGGAUUUCCUAUGGAACAGGACGCAGUGCUAAAGGAACACCCGAUCUUCAAGCACUGUGAACGUGGUGCUGAGUGGUGGAAGACCUUGCACACUCGCGUCAUUGAGCACAACAUUCGUGUGGUAGCAGUACAUUACGACCGUAUUCGUCUGCCUCACUUGGCCAACAUGAUUGGACUCACGGAAGAUCUAACGGAGAGCUCUAUCUCGACCUUGGUGAGCGACGGUUCCAUUUAUGCCAAAAUCGAUCGCCCUGCCAAGGUCGUGUCGUUUCACAGACCACUAUCACCGGAAGAGCAGCUUUCGAACUGGUCGGCGGAUAUAUCUCAGCUGCUUCGCCUAGUCGAGACUACGUGUCACUUGGUCAACAAAGAAAACAUGAUUCACAAAAUCUAG